CUGAGACAAAUUGCAACUCCGAAUUUCUGAGCUCUUCUCAUCGAGCUCAUGAGUUGUCUCACGAUGCAAUAAAAGCUUCUACUUCUCCUCCGACGAUUCUGAGGACAGCAAUUCGGAGUCCGGGUAUCGAUCGGAAUCAUGCUCCCUACCAAUCCGAUUUCCCUUAUUUUCGUGGUAUCUGGUGUCGUUGUGGUCCUUCGACUAUUCUUAAGGGGAACGACUCUCUGGUAUCUACUGAAGAAAUGGUGGAGAUCGAUUGACGAUCGGUUUCAUGUGUACCAGUUCUACAAAGUUCCCGAAUACAACCAUAGUUUUCAAGAGAACCAGCUGUACAGAAAAGUUUCCACCUACCUGAGCUCCCUGGCUUCGAUCGAAGACUCGGAUUUCGCAAACCUUUUCGCCGGCAAGAAAUCGAACGACAUCAUCUUACACCUCGAUCCCAACCAGACAGUCCAUGACACGUUCCUUGGCGCGAGAGUCUCUUGGAAAAAUGAAACGAGAAACGACGGAACCAACAUUUCCAGGACGUUUGUCCUGAAGAUCAAGAAGAGAGACAAGCGUCGGAUUCUCCGUCCUUACCUCCAACACAUCCACUCCGUCACCGACGAAAUCGAACUGAGGAAGAAGGAGGUCAAGCUCUAUACGAACGCCGAAACAGAAUAUCGCUAUGCGGGCGGACGGUGGAAAUCCGUCCCGUUCACGCACCCGUCCACACUCGACACCGUCGCCAUGGAUGCCGAUCUCAAGAACAAGGUAAAGUCUGAUCUCGAGUCGUUCCUCAAAUCAAAGCAGUACUACCAUCGACUCGGUCGCGUCUGGAAGAGGAGCUACCUGCUGUACGGUCCGUCGGGCACCGGGAAAUCAAGCUUCGUUGCCGCCAUGGCCAAGUUCCUCUGUUACGACGUGUACGACGUUGAUCUCUCCAAAGUCUCCGACGAUUCGGAUCUGAAGAUGCUCCUCUUACAAACUACCAGCAGAUCGGUGAUCGUGAUCGAGGAUCUCGAUCGGUUCCUCGACGAGAAAUCGACGCCUGUUAGCUUGUCUGGAGUUCUAAACUUCAUGGAUGGGAUAUUCUCGUGUUGUGGGGAAGAGCGAGUGAUGGUGUUCACAAUGACCAGUAAAGAACACAUCGACCCCGCCGUAUUGAGACCUGGAAGAAUCGAUGUCCACUUGCACUUCCCUCUCUGCGAUUUCUCUGCUUUCAAAACUCUGGCCAACAGUUACUUGGGGCUCAAGGAUCACAAACUCUUCCCUCAAGUGGAGGAGAUUUUCCAGGGUGGAGCGACUCUGAGCCAGGCGGAGAUCGGAGAGAUAAUGAUCGUUAACAGGAGUUCGCCCAGUCGAGCACUGAAGUCAGUGAUCAACGCGCUCCAAACGAACGGUGAUGGAAGGAGGGGUUCGGGGAAGCAAGGGCAGCGAUUGAGCGAGAGUGCGUCAGGGAGCGGGCGAUUGGGUGACGAGGCAAGGGAUUCAAUUUCGGGUAGUGGCAAUGGAGUUAUUUGCAGGGAGAGCGUCCAUACUGUGAGAGAGUUUAGGAAACUCUACGGUCUAUUGAGGAUGAAGAGCAGCAAAAGAUCGAUGCCGUUCGACCUGUGUUCGGUGGAGAGGGAGAAGGAUAAGGAAGGUUGACCACUUGACGGCACUACGUGCCCGGACAUCUCCGACGAGUCGGCUCGGGCACGAGCUCCCUGAAAAUAUUUCUGAAAACUUGUGAAGCCCCCUAUUUUUGUUUUUUGUUUUUUUCUUUUCUAAAGGGAAUUUACAGUAUUUUUUUCCCCCAAAUGGGUUUAACUCUUUAAUCUGCUUUGUGAUGAUGAUAAAAUAGUUUAAAACCGGCCUUGCCGCUCUGUAAAUAACCAUUCUUAUUUGGAGAGAAAUUCAGCUUUGUAUGAUACGAGUUUAACAAGACAAAUCCCCAUUGUCGAUUACAGAAGAGGGAAAGUGAACAGAGUGAGAGCUUUGCUCAAAAUCGAUUCAAAUGUUUAAGAUCUUCA
This is a messenger RNA of Telopea speciosissima, 1994 nucleotides long. RefSeq names its product AAA-ATPase At2g46620-like. The transcript has a single exon. The record is from RefSeq and is a predicted model, not a curated record. NCBI's taxonomy places the organism in Eukaryota, Viridiplantae, Streptophyta, Magnoliopsida, Proteales, Proteaceae. Bases 139 to 1629 code for a protein of 496 amino acids. Gene Ontology annotation, molecular function: ATP hydrolysis activity; ATP binding.